Staurois parvus is the source of this 359-nucleotide messenger RNA. Lineage: Eukaryota; Metazoa; Chordata; Amphibia; Anura; Ranidae. The record is from the annotation of a GenBank genome assembly.
CCCUGCCAACAUGUGCCACUUUCAGGUCUCCUCACACACACUGCUGGUGUGUUCCAUUUUUUGUCAUAGGGUGCAGGCAGAUUACGGGCCUCCCAUUGCUGCUGGCCAGCUGUCUCCAUCGCCACACUCGCUUGCCAUGUGUGCCACAUUCAGGUCUCUUCACACUGCUGUUGGUGCUGGCAGAUUACGGGCCUCCCAUAGCUGCUUGCCCUAGCCCCUAAUCUGCCAUGGGGCCCCUAGUAUACCGCCUCCUCAUGCUGCUGCCAAGUCCAGAGUCUCUCAUGGGUCCCUGUACGGCCUCCCAUUGCUGCUGUCUCCAUCGCCACACUCUGCCAUGUGCCACUUUCAGGUCUCCUCAC